AUGCUCUCGACGCGUUGUACACGGCCGCCCGUGUUAACAGAGUUAGCCGAGUUAACAGUGCUGAGAGGGAGUAUUAUAACAACUCAGAUCGAGGUGCUCGCUGACGACGACGAGUCUGCGUUAACUGAGCGUGAGGACUUUGAUCGCCAGUUCUUUAGCCUGGUGGCACUCACGCGCAGCCUGCUCGGCGUUUCGUUCAACGGUGCUGGGUCUGAGGCGGGCUUCAAAGAUGCUGACUCAGGAAAGCAGACUGCUAUGGUGAACGUGAUCAGCGCGACCGGUAAGAAGUACGCAGCCCGUCUAUUGCUGGACAACGGUAGUACGGCGAAUUUUAUAACGCAAAGCUUAUCAGAGAAACUGGGUUUGUCACUAAGCGGUGCGAGCACCAAGAGGGGAAGUGAAGCCUGGAUCCCUGGUCCUCAUCAAGGA
This is a messenger RNA of Brenthis ino (lesser marbled fritillary), 429 nucleotides long. NCBI's taxonomy places the organism in Eukaryota, Metazoa, Arthropoda, Insecta, Lepidoptera, Nymphalidae. The record is from the annotation of a GenBank genome assembly.